Molecule: messenger RNA, 5358 nt
Organism: Hymenoscyphus albidus
Lineage: Eukaryota; Fungi; Ascomycota; Leotiomycetes; Helotiales; Helotiaceae
Source: the annotation of a GenBank genome assembly
CCGGGGAAUUCUAAAUUGAUACGAAAGUGAUUAUAACUCUUUCCGCACUCUGUGGAGAUUGCGGUCCUGCAAAAUUUCCUCUUUCCCUGACUUCAUCACCCUGUUGUUCCUCGGCCGUCGUUCUACCCACGGCUCUACCCGUUGCGUGGACUGAAUCCGAAGCUUCUCCAUCAACACCUGCAUCACCCCUCCCGUCUGCUCUGGAGCUACCUGAAUCAGCUCCCAGCUGGGCCCGCAGCUGUCACUUCCACUUCACUCCAGCUCGCCUCAACUCACCCUCUCCCCAGCUCCAUAGAAGAGGAGAAAAUACCACGACCACCAUUCACUCCUCCCUCCCCAUCGUCGCAUCGCAUCGUAUCAUACCGCAUUGAUUCAGCCCACAUCCUGGAACAAGCUUAAGAAAGGAAAAAUAACCUUUCUUGUCGUCCCGUCCGCCAGGUUGUUGACUCCAGCAUGCCGCGCAUCGACACUAAAACUUUUUAAUUUCUUCGCCAUGAGCGUUGACACCUCGCCGCGUAGCGUCCAUUUUUCCGCUUUCGCCUACGGUACCGAAGACGAUCAUCUCGACACGCUCAAAUCACCCAGAGUGAUGGAACGCCCUCAUGCUCAGACCAACGAUUCUGGCUCUUCGGGGGACUCGCAGGACUCUGCCCACCUGGGUGCUGAUGGUGUUGCUGGAAGUAGUCUUCAUGGCAGCGUCCAUGGGAGUAUGCACUCCGCCUCACCUUUAUCCACAAUCGAUACUCGACCGCCCAUAACCAGCAUGAACUCUAGCAUGCGUACAAACACGUAUGUCGGUUCAAACGUUAAUGGCGCAUCAUCGAGACCGCAAAGACCAACGGGUCCAGCCCGAACACCAUCGAAUACAUAUGCUCCCCCGCGUCGACCAACACAACCACCAUAUAUCACAAUAUCUGACCGAAAUCGCUCCGGCUCCACACUGAGGGGCUUCAACAGAUCCGAGCCGAAUGCAUCAUACCGAGCACAAGAGAAAGCGUAUGUGCAGCGACUUAGGCAAGAUGCACCUUUCGAAUACUUUGAGCCUCAUACGCCGAGCCUUGGAUAUGGUACGGGUUCAGAUACAGAGGAUGAGUCACCUAUGGAGCCGCAAUUUGAUAACGAUGCGUACGAUCAAGAGACUCUGAUGUUUUACGGGAAUGACGAUAUUCAGCCUACAGCCGAAGAUCUCCAGGAUCCCUCGAAGCGGGAGCGCCUCGAAUGGCAUGGAAUGCUAGCAUCUGUGUUGACGGGGGAUGUGGUGAGGCAGGAGAAGAAGCGCUUGAUAGGUGCUUCAGAUAAACAGGGAGAAAAUCUCCAUGUCGAAAUUUGGUUGGGCAUACGCUCCAAGAUAUGUGGUAGGACUCUAGCAGCGCAACGCCGCCUCAUAGAGGAUUCACGAGCUAGUCUGGAUAAUUCAAUCGACGAGAUUAUCAAAUUUCAAGUUCAAGGCACCACCGAAGCUGGAAAGCCACCUAUAGAGCAAGUCCGGGAUAUUGUCAAGAAGAUUGAGAAAUGUGAAGGUCUCUACCCUACGUGUAUGGCUCUUGAGAUAGCAAACAAAGCUGCUGCUUCCCUCCAGUAUAGAUCUACCUAUGAUGCUAUUAUCUCGUGGCACAAUACCACUGAGCUCAUCAAUACCGAACUCGGAAUUCUGCAGAGCUGGGUAGGGAACGUGGAACUGGACUUUAACAAAGCCAAGGACCGCUCACCUUCCGGGCAUGGGUUAUCUGACGAAUCUUCUUUUAUUGAUAGACUCUUAAAGGAAGAUGGCUUGAAGUCGUUGCAGGGCGACAAGAGCAUCCUUCUGGGUGUAGCGAAAGUGAUUAUGAAAGCAAAGAGUACAUUGAUUGACAAUUCAGAAGGAUUUGCCAGGCGACACCUUCCACCGUAUAUCGAAGAGAUGCUCACCCUUAUCAACUUCCCAUCGCGACUUAUUGAAGAGAUCAUUCUCGUUAGACUUCAAUUUGCAAGAAAGAUGAAGGAUUCGGCUCAGCAAAAUGCGAUGAUGCAAGAGCAAAUGAUAGCACAAUUUCAGAUCCUUCUGAACCUCGCCGUACGAAUCAAACAGGAAUAUGUGACAAUCUCACAACCGGAACCUGGAUGGGAUCUACCGCCAUGUAUCGGCGAAUCAUUCGAUCAGGUUGUGUUAGAUGCUCUAAAAUUCUACUUUAAAAUGUUGAACUGGAAACUUGGCAGCAACAGAAAUACAUUCAAGGAGGCCGAGGUCUUGGAGCAGGAAUGGGAAUUCUCAAACGAAAUCGGUCGACAUCUUCAAGGUGGUGAUGUUGAGGUUGCUGAACAGUUCAGCUCUCUUACAUUUAAAGCUUUCAACCGUCUAAGUCAAACGUUCGAGCGAGAUCUUCAAAGAAGGCCUAAAGAAAAAGCAACUGAGAUGACCAAACGUUACAAACAAGGUCUAGAUUCGGUUCGUGUACGGCAGCGCAUGCUGCAGCGGUUCUCACGAGUACUGAGCGAUCGAUUUGAAAAUGCGACUGAUUUCAGUAUCUCGUUGUGCAAUGAGGAUUUGCAUCAUCUGUAUUCAAGACUUAUUGAGACGGGUCACUUCCUGGUCUAUACCGCUAGCAUUGAACACGACGGAAGCUUUUUGAUAGCGUCUCCUUCACUUUACGACCGACCGCAGGAUAUUCAGUCAAUUCUAGGGACGUGUUAUCACUCAGAGGAGGUUGAGGAAGAUCCGACAAAUCCAUAUCUCUUAGUUUUAAGACCGGAAGUCCAAAUGCCCUGGGAUGGCAGACAGGUAGAUGCCGAUCUCCCUCAGGUAUCAACCGACGUGAAACUUGGCAACCUUCGAUUGAUUGCAGACGGUUCUCAAGCUAGGCUAGCAAAUGCUAGAAUGUUAUUUUUGGAUUCCAUUGAUAUGCAUUUGGACAUGGUCGUCGAGCAAAGAUCGAAUCUGAAGAAGGUCAACUUGAGACUGACCGAGAUCAAAAAAGUGGUGUACAAGCUAUCCGGGUUGAUAAUGGAUAGCGUGGAAAUUGUUCGUGGCCAAACUCAAGGAUUGGAUUGCCACGAACUCAUACAAACCUGCUUCGUUUUCGCCACAGAAUUCGGUCAGCGAUCUCUCCUACAUAUGGACCGUAAUCGGAAGCAGAUGAACAACUUGAAACUCACCAAGCUCGCUCUAGACUGGGUGAGCUUCGUUUGCGAUGAUUGCAUUGCAGCCGACCGGAAGACCUUUCGGUGGGCAGUGCAGGCUCUCGAGUUCGCAAUGGUCAUGACCACAGGUCAACACAUUCUCGCCCUCGGGGAGGAAGAAUACUCCAAACUCCGUGCAAAGGUUGCCGGCUGUAUGUCCUUAUUGAUAUCGCAUUUUGAUAUCAUGGGGGCAAGGUCUACAUUAGCUGCCGCUCAAGCUGAAAAACAACGUGUAGAGGCACUUGCUGGUCAAUUUAGAAAGAUGGAUAUGAAUCGAAUGAUGAAUGAUGAAGAAUCUGCAAGAUAUGUGCUCGAGGGGAAACUGGAACAACUUGCAAUGCUCGAUGACGCUCGAAAGCAAAAAGAAGCCGAAAGACAAGCUCUGGGUCGUGUCAUGGAAGAAACAAACGACGCAGACCGUUCCCUUACGUACCUUUCCUCUUCCGCCUCAAAUGUCAACAUGAGAUGGCAACAAGGCCAGUUCGUUGGCGGUGGGUCUUUUGGAUCCGUGUAUGCUGCCAUCAAUCUUGACUCCGGUCACUUGAUGGCCGUCAAAGAAAUUCGUUUGCAAGAUCCAACCCUCAUUCCAACCAUCGCUGGGCAGAUCAGGGAUGAGAUGAAUGUCCUUGAGGUAUUGGACCAUCCCAAUAUUGUCUCUUAUCACGGAAUUGAAGUUCAUAGAGAUAAGGUCUAUAUCUUCAUGGAGUUUUGCUCUGGUGGUUCUUUGGCUGGACUGCUCGAGCAUGGUCGCAUCGAAGACGAACAGGUCAUCAUGGUGUAUGCGCUUCAAUUGUUGGAAGGUCUUGGGUAUCUACACGAGAGUGGCAUCGUGCAUCGUGACAUCAAGCCGGAAAGUAAGUUCUUCAUUCAACGACCCGCAAUGUAUGACAUGUACUGACUAGUUUCAAGAUAUUCUCCUCAAUCAUAACGGUGUCAUAAAAUACGUCGAUUUUGGCGCCGCAAAAGUGAUUGCCCGUCAGGGUAAAACAUUAAUAGCGGGCGCUCAAGGCAAAUCGGAAAAGGCCAAAUCUAUGACUGGAACGCCAAUGUAUAUGUCCCCUGAAGUUAUCAAAGGAGAGAAUCCUGGUCGCGCAGGUGCUGUGGACGUUUGGUCUCUCGGAUGUGUAAUUCUCGAAAUGGCUACUGGUCGUCGGCCAUGGGCGUCCUUGGACAACGAAUGGGCGAUCAUGUACAACAUCGCCCAGGGCAAUCCUCCACAACUCCCUUCGAGCGAACAGCUCAGCCCACAAGGGAUCGAUUUCCUCAAUCGGUGUUUCGUCCGUGAUCCUAAGCUUCGGGCAUCCGCUGCGGAGCUUUUACAGCAUGAAUGGAUUAUGGCCAUCAAAAGCCAGGUCUCCAUCGACCCGGGAACCCCAAGUGAAAGCUCCAGCAAUCAUUCGGGUUCUAGAGUCAGCCUGGGGUAGAUGAGGCUGUAAGGGUUUCAGGAAUUCUCCAUCGGCUCCCUCUUCGGACACACAAGUGUUUCAAUGUCGACCGCGCCGACCGUGAUAUCUUGAACUUUUUUUCAAAACCAAAUCGCAACUUUUUCCUCUUCUUAACCAAUUGGCUUGAAAUACUGGAAGGAAAAACAAAACGUCUCAUGAUACGAGGCGCAUCGGCGAAUUUUGUUGUUGUACAAACUUGCGGGAGUUUUUUUCCUUUGGUCCGUUUCUUAUGAUCAAUCUCAUUGAUCGGCGCAGCAUACGGAGCGUUUGGGGGAACCCCACUUUUUAGGGAAUGGGCAUUCAGCGACGAGUUUUGGAGUUGAGCAAUUUUUUAUGGAGUCCUUUUUUUUUGUUGUUGUUGCGUAAUGUUCGUUGUCGCCGAUGGAGAUAUUUUUGUUCGGAAGAAUUACCUCGUUUGCUUUGAGUAAGUGGGUGGGUGGGUGAAACUAAAUCCUUUGAUGCUACAGACCACUUUUUUUUUCCUGAUCGGUGAGAUGAAAGAACGAGGUGAAUACGGAUGGAUGGAUGGAUGGGGUUGUAGAUAGGGUGUGGAUUGAAGGGGAAGUGGGUAGAGGGAGAUUGUUUCAUGGGGAUGUGAGAUGGUAGAGAGUGAGUAGAGCAUCUGAAGGGAGGAGAGAAGAGUAGAGGAAAAGAGGAGAUGUAAAUAAGGAAGUAAACAUUAGAUACAUUACCUCGGGACUCAUAUGAGGGAAGAAUGAGAAGAAAAGAAAAUGAAGUCAUGAUAUUUCGACGAGUA